Molecule: messenger RNA, 645 nt
Organism: Poecile atricapillus (Black-capped chickadee)
Lineage: Eukaryota; Metazoa; Chordata; Aves; Passeriformes; Paridae
Product: claudin-3-like
Exons: 1
Coding region: 1-645 (214 amino acids)
Biological process (GO): cell adhesion; bicellular tight junction assembly
Cellular component (GO): bicellular tight junction; plasma membrane
Molecular function (GO): structural molecule activity
Source: RefSeq, a predicted model, not a curated record
AUGGCCAUGAUGACAAUGCAGAUGGGAGGACUGGUGAUGGCCGCGCUGGGCUGGCUGGGCUCCAUCCUCACCUGUGCCCUGCCCAUGUGGAAGGUGACGGCCUUCAUUGGCUCCAACAUCGUGGUGGCCCAGGUGUUCUGGGAAGGGCUGUGGAUGAACUGUGUCUACGAGAGCACGGGGCAGAUGCAGUGCAAGGCCUACGACUCCCUGCUGGAGCUCACCUCUGACCUGCAAGCUGCUCGUGCCCUGGUGGUCACCUCCAUCUUCGUGGCCUUCUUCGCCUUCUUCAUCGCCCUCUCGGGAGCUGACUGCACCCGCUGCGUGGAUGACAACGGCACCAAGACCAGGAUCUCUGCGGUGGCGGGUGUAAUCUUCAUCAUGGCCAGCAUCAUGCUGCUCAUCCCCGUCUCCUGGUCUGCCAACAGCAUUGUCAGCAACUUCUACAACCCCAUGGUGCCUGAGGCCCUCAAGAGAGAGCUGGGGGCUGCCCUCUACAUCGGCUGGGCCUCCAGUGCCCUGCAGCUCUUCGGUGGGGGCGUCCUGUGCUGCUCGGGAUCCCAGUCCCAGCAGGACCCCUACCCCAAGAAGUACAGGGCUGUGAAAAGCUGUGGCCCGAUGGGCUAUGCCAUGAAGGACUAUGUGUGA